Molecule: messenger RNA, 1182 nt
Organism: Sclerotinia trifoliorum
Lineage: Eukaryota; Fungi; Ascomycota; Leotiomycetes; Helotiales; Sclerotiniaceae
Source: the annotation of a GenBank genome assembly
AUAUUAUACUCACUAUCUUUGGCCUCUUCCUUCCUUUUCAACUAUGCUUUACCUCAAAGAAACAAUGAAGAGAAAGAAGGUGCUAUGAGCGGCGGGACUUCCAUUGUCCUCUCCUCUACUUCUUCCAAAUUUCCACCCGCUAUCCGCAACAUCUCAUUUCACAUUCACCUUUUGGACCCUCAAUAGACAUACUCAUGAUUGUACACAUGCAUUUUACAAUGUGACAUAGAGUCCAGCAACACAAAUAUCACCCUGCAGUUACGUGAUUCCAUAGGCACAAAUGUCAUCGCUCUUUGACCUUAACAUUGCGUUAGAUUCCCUUGCCUCCAUUACCCAUCAUGCUCCACUAUGUUCGAUGCUAAUAUAAUCUUCUACAGUUCCCAGGAAAACGCUUGGUCUUCACUUUGGAUCCUAUAUGAAGGGGAAAGUUGGCCGGUAAGGUUUUCUGUCAAGUGCGAAAAUGCUUUGCGUGAAAGAAAGAGCUUUUUCUACGACUUAGGCUUGCACUCCACCCCCAAUAACCCCAUUUUCCUCGAGAACAGUUACAAAGAUAGCUCAGUACUUUUAAUGAGAUGCCUACAAGGAGAAGAUAUGUAUACAGUAUUGAAGAGUCAUGUGCAGAAGAGUUUCACGGACGAGGAGAAGGAUAACUGGUCAAGGAUCGUUAUACAUUUGUGUGCACUCUGCGAAAAGUGGGGGUUUCCUCUUAUUUUCAAUGAAGCAAUGUUUCAGUUUGCAAUUCUGCAGGACUCUCCAAUGGUGCCUCCAGAACACAUCCUACUUAUCUACAAGCUUACCGUGCCCGGAUCGAGUUUACGUCGAUUAGCCGUUGAUAUCGUCAUGAGCGAAGAAGAGGGUGGAACUGGAGAGCUUCGACAGCAAGCUUUUUCGAAAUAUAAGAGCUUGUUCAGCGACCAAGUAGAGCUUCUAGAUGCCAUGUGGGCAAAAUUCCAGUUUCCACUUAGCUCGUUUUUUAGGUGUAUGGACUUUAGGGCACGGCGUCACUGGGUGAACUAUAACAUGAAGGUUUAAGAGGAGAUAGUGUCUUUACCAUUGUUUUAAUUCGUUUACACGAACUGGGGGUUCACAUUGUUCGGAGAAAAGUUGAUUAUCUGAAGGUGGCGCAUGCUACUUGUAGGAUUACCUGGUGUAAUUGCUAUAGCGAUAGGCAACACAGAAUAU